AUGGAGAUUCCACCAGACGUUCCAACCUGCGCGCUGACGUGCCUGAUCUCCGCCAUCGGCAACUCGACAUGUUCCUUCACCGAUCUCGACUGCGUUUGCGGCGAUGCUCAGCUCAACGCACAGUCUACAGCCUGUGUUCUCGGGUCCUGCUCGGUCAUGGAGUCCCUAACCGCGAAGAAUAUGACCUACACCCUUUGCCAAUACCCGUAUAGUGAUGAUACGCACGUUUUCCCUGUUACCAAUAUUGUCGGCAUCGUCGUCGCGAUUGUUUCAGUUGCGAUGCGCCUGACGAGCCGCGCUAUGGACAAACGAUUGGGCUGGGAUGACUUACUUAUCUUCGUUGCUCUGCUUUUUGCAGCCGCUAUCUCCGGUAUUGGAAUCAAACUCAAGGAUACUGGUCUAGGCAAAGAUAUAUGGGCCGUGCCUUUCGAUGAUAUAAGGAAGACUCUCAAGCUAUUCUUCAUUGAGGAAGAGCUCUACGGCGCAUGCAUUGCCAUUGUCAAAUGCUCCAUGUUGAUGCUCUAUCUUCGUCUUUUCCCAAACCGGGGCCUGCGCAUUGCCGUCUACAUCACUCUUACUGUAACCAUCAUGUGGGGGCUCGGAGCCGUCUUUGUCCUGCUCGGUUCUUGCCAACCUAUAUCCCACUAUUGGAAUGAAUGGGAUGGGGAACAUGAGGGCAAGUGUAUCAGCCAGAACGAUAUUCUUCUCGCGCACUCCAUUAUCAACAUUCUUCUUGACGUUGUUAUUACUAUCAUGCCUCUGCCGAUUGUGGUCAAGCUCCACAUGCCGCUUGGGAAACGACUUGGAGUGAUGCUCAUGUUUGGCGUGGGUAUAGUGGUCACCAUCAUAAGUAUCAUGCGGCUCGUGAAAACAGUAGGAUUCAACAGCACACAAAACCCAACAAAGGAUUUCGUCCCUGUCGGAAUAUGGAGUCUUCUCGAGUUCGACGUCGCCAUCAUGUGCGCCUGCAUGCCCGCAAUCCGAACGCUCUUCAUCCGCCUCUUCAAACCACCAACCGACACCUACGCAUACGGCUCAAACCGCUACAACUACAAGGGUAGCGGUGCGUCCGGCUCGCACUCCGGAAACGGGUCUCGCGCCCGCUACUCAACGCAUAUUCCCUCAAAAGCGCACAACAACCCACCGAAUCUUGACUCCGUUGGAGGAAUCCGACUUGAGCAGGAGUUUAUCCGCCUGGAGGAGGUCGAGGGCGAGGAUGCGGAUGCAGAUGCUGGAUGGUCUAAGCAAGAUACCCAUCACUCUUAUGAAGACGCCAGAUCCCACUCUGCAGCACAAUUGGUCCGCAAGGGGACUCCUUGA
This is a messenger RNA of Aspergillus mulundensis, 1320 nucleotides long. RefSeq names its product CFEM domain-containing protein. The record is from RefSeq and is a predicted model, not a curated record. NCBI's taxonomy places the organism in Eukaryota, Fungi, Ascomycota, Eurotiomycetes, Eurotiales, Aspergillaceae. The transcript is spliced from 8 exons. The coding region runs from base 1 to 1320 and encodes 439 amino acids.